Zootermopsis nevadensis is the source of this 2472-nucleotide messenger RNA. RefSeq lists its product as uncharacterized. The record is from RefSeq and is a predicted model, not a curated record. Lineage: Eukaryota; Metazoa; Arthropoda; Insecta; Blattodea; Termopsidae.
UUCGUUCCACUUUUUAGUUUCACUUUUUGCCGAAUGACACUGACCCGAAAAUAUAGACGCAUUUACGUCAAAAAAGACUUAUGAUACGAUGGAAGAAUUUCUGUAGGAUCACAACGUUGAUAUUGAAGAGUACCGGAACGUUGUGCUUGCCAGCAUUAGUGGACGGUCCGUCAUGGAAAAAAGAAUAAUGAUGGAGCUCUGGACAAAUACCUUACAUCCUUGGACUGCAUAUGUGCUAAAUUCAAACAUGGACCUUCAAUUUAUACUAGAGGAUUACUCUUGUGCAGCUUACGUUGUGGAGUAUGUAAACAAAACAAAUCGAGGAGUGAGUCAUUGCACAGGGAACUCAUAAAGUUACAAAAUAUGUAUCCAGAUCAAGACUACGUCGAUUUGUUGAAGGGUGUUAGUUUACGCCUCUUAAAUAACGUAGAGAUGAGUUCGCAGGAAGCAGCUUGGUAUCUUCUCAGGCAACCAAUGUCAGAAGCUAGUAGAGAUUCAGUCUAUGUACCUACGUGCUGGUCUCACGAACGUCAAAAAACACGCAAAACAUCUAAGCAGAUGGAAGAAAAUCUUGACGAUGAGUCCACAGAUGUAUGGUAAGACAACAUCAUACAGAAAUAUGAAAAGAGGCCCAUUGAUACUAUGUCGAGAGUAACGUCGGCUGAAUUUGCCACGGAGUACACUUCCAAAAGAAACGGAGAGUACAAUAUAGAGACGUUCCGCGCAUAUUGCGAUACAGGCAUUACGAUGUGGCCGACAUUGCAGAGUACAAGCGUGAAAUGGUGCUGUUGUACUGGCCUUUCAAUAAUGAAAUGCAGGAUGUUUUGGAUCGCAAGAAAUUUAUAGAGAUGUAUGAUCUGAAUGAAGCUCACAUACUUGCAGAAAGGCUCAAGUUUGAAUCUGACUUUGAUAUAGAAAAGGCCAUGGAAUAUUGCAAACAGCUUCGCUUGGAAAUGAACGAGCAGGCAGAGGCUAAUAUUAAACAAGAUAUCUUUCUUCAAAUGCAGAGGGAAAAACCCAACAACGACGACAUAGACAUGAUUUCUAACGGUUUGUCCGCUGUGGUUAAAACCAACUCAAAUGUGACGUCUAGCGAUGAAUAUUACACCAUGAGUAGAGAACAACUUGAAAUGUAUAGGGCUGCUUUUCACAACGUGAAGAUUGUAUUUGUGGACGAGGUGAGCAUGGAAUCAGGACGUGGAAGAUUACAAUAAUGAGGUGUUUCAAACUCUUGACACAGUAUUUUGUGUUGCGUACUUUACGUUUUCUGGGUACAAAAACAACGAUCAACUGGUUAGCAUGACGACAAAACUACAUCAAAUGUCCACCAUGGAAAGUGGAGGGUUGCCCUACGUGUUGAAAUUGCUACUAGACAAACCAUACAUGAUCACAUCCAACGUAGACAUUGACGAUGAUUUGGUGAAUGGAACGAUGGGAACUAUUAAAUACGUAGUGGGAUGAUGACGACGAAGGAAACUUCAGGGUUAAGCGUUUGUGUUUUGAUUUACAACCAAACACCGUAGGGCAAAACGCAAGAAUCAAGGUUCAACCUAAUGUGCUGUCUCAUCAAAAUGUAAUGAGGCAAAAUUGGACGCCUGUAUCUAGGCGAACUGCAACGAUUACGUUUAGAAACAGGCAACUCAAAUGCAAGCGGUUGCAAUUUCCUAUAGUUGAAGCAUGCGCUAUAGCAGUGCACAAGUCCCAGGGAGGUACUUUUAUAGAUAUAGUGUUCCAUUAUGAAAAGGGGUUGGAUCAGCAACUCGUUUAUGUAUGAUUAUCCAGAGUGACGUCUACAGACAAACAAACAAAUCACAAAUCUGACUUUACAUUCCACCACUGGAAAGGAUGCAAUUCUCUCAAGAUAAAAGACUUGAGCACAGAGCUCGCACAUUUGGAGAGGCAUAAAUUGCUCACUCUUACCAAUUCUGCAAAAGUAUUUCUUCAGCAAGCGUGCCUUGGAGGCCUCAAGAUGAAUACUCUCAAUGUGCAAACCUUGCUGAGCCACGCCAAAGACUUUUCCACAAAUCCUGUCAUCACAUCGACGGAUAUACUUGCUCUAACGGAAACGAAAAUGGAUGAUGGACAAACCGUUAAAGCAGAUGGAUACAAAUGCGUAACUCAAUUCAAGCGGCAAUCCGUUCGUGCUGGAAGAGUUGCCAUAUACGAAAAACAUUUAUCAACAACCAUGGCCACGCGCCAUCUGCUCAUGAAAUUGGACGACAGCAUGUCAAAUACUUUUUUUAAGAUAGCUGCUGCCGACAACUGCGGAGAUAUUUGUGCUGCAGAAUGUUUGGUAAAUGGACCUUUGAAACGUCGGUAAAUUUCUGCCAGACAACACGGAGGAUCAAGCUAGAAGACAGUCGUCUUCAGAAUGGAUUCCAUUGAUUCUGUUAUGUGUUGUUUGUAGAUGUUCUGGUUUUUAUUAUUGUAUUACCAAGACAAACUGGUCGAGAUAUAAAUGGUAAAUGAACA